AUGAAGGCAACCAUUGCAUCCCUUUGCUUCCUAGCUUCAGCAGUGUGCGUCAUUGCGCUGCUGCCUAAGAGUGUCUGCAGGGCACCCCAUGCUAUCUCAUCUUGCGCCGGGACUGCUAAAACAAUGUGGUACUUUGACAAGAACUCCAACAAAUGCGUGUCAUACACCGGAUGUGGUAAGGGUUAUAACGACUUCGGAUCCGAAGAGGGCUGCAAAGAUUCGUGCCCAUACGGUAAGGUCAAGCUAAACGCCCAGUCGCUGACUCAGGAGAACGUGGUUGAUCUAGCGGCAGUAACACCCGACGAAGCGCUUAAACUUAAUAAAAUAGAGCAUUAA
Molecule: messenger RNA, 336 nt
Organism: Ixodes scapularis (black-legged tick)
Lineage: Eukaryota; Metazoa; Arthropoda; Arachnida; Ixodida; Ixodidae
Product: WAP, Kazal, immunoglobulin, Kunitz and NTR domain-containing protein 2-like
Exons: 3
Coding region: 1-336 (111 amino acids)
Molecular function (GO): serine-type endopeptidase inhibitor activity
Source: RefSeq, a predicted model, not a curated record